Eruca vesicaria subsp. sativa (arugula) is the source of this 213-nucleotide messenger RNA. Lineage: Eukaryota; Viridiplantae; Streptophyta; Magnoliopsida; Brassicales; Brassicaceae. The record is from the annotation of a GenBank genome assembly.
AUGGAUCACUUGGAACAGAUCAAGUCACUACAACGCUUUAAGGACAAGAAAGAGUCUCGAGAUAGGUUGCUUCCAUGUUCAGAUCCGGGUCCUAGGGACGAGAAUGGUGAUCAGAGAAGUAGACAUAUAUUGCAUCUCAUGGAGGCUAACAAGGAGGAAGCUGUAGAUAGCUUUGAGGUUAAAAUGAAAGACAACAAUGUCGAAUGCUAUUAG